Molecule: messenger RNA, 2958 nt
Organism: Phytophthora infestans T30-4
Lineage: Eukaryota; Oomycota; Peronosporomycetes; Peronosporales; Peronosporaceae
Exons: 1
Coding region: 1-2958 (985 amino acids)
Molecular function (GO): protein binding
Source: RefSeq, a predicted model, not a curated record
AUGACCCGGCAUCAUUGGCGUUCAAUUUUCUCGUUGGGAUCGUUGCUCUUCCUUUUACCUUUGCGGUACACAGAUGCAGCUAAUUGGGCCCAAGUCAGUGGUGCAAAAUACACCAAUGUAGCGGUUCGAGAGAUCACGCCGUGGACAAGUCGACAUGGUCAUGCAGUGACAGCUUUAGACUUCAGUGAUGACUAUGAGCGCAGUACGGGACAGAAGGCUAGGCUUUUUGUAUUAGGUGGAGACUCGAACGUCCAAGGCUCACAGGACCUGAGAGCGUAUCCUGGCGGUGGUGCAAUGCGCAACGACGUAUGGAGUACAACCGACCCCACUUGGAAUUUGCAGACAAAUAUCCUCAAAACUACCAAGUGGGGGGAUCCUCUACCUCAAAUUGUAUCCAAUGUAACGUGGCUACAGACCAAUAACGGCAAGCGACCACCUCGAGGUGUGACCUACACAGAGUGGAUCUCCUGUGCUACCGCUGCUUGGGCUGUCCAUCCUCCUUCAGGAUGUGAUGACCCCACUAAACCUCCUGGUGCAUACUUAGCUGAUAACAUGUUUUCUCCUCGCCGAAACUUCGUCGCUCUUGCCUUCCAGAACGAGCUCUUUGUCUUCGGUGGUCGAGCUCGUGAGCAUUUUCCAGUACCCCAGUCGCAACAACGCGGUGGUACGGGGCCAGGCACUAUGGCUCCACUCAACGCUAGAUGGAUGGAGUUUGCCGUGCUAAAGAACGACGUGUGGUGUAGCAGUGACGCCGGCGCAUCGUGGAAACUUGUGACUCCAGGGUGCGCUUAUCCACAGAGCGCUUUAGUGCACAAAGCUUCACGUCCAGAGCUUCAAUGUGAGGAUGACGACCAGUGUGAAGGUGACGCAUCAUGUCAAGUAGACGAGGCGACAGCAACCGGCUUUUGCGUCUGCAACAUGUGGUCGCCACGUGAGUUCCACGCUGUUGCAGUGUUCAAUAACGCCCUGUUUUUGUCUGGAGGAUUCGCGUUAGUUGAGUUAGGCAACUGCGGUGUCGAAGAGAACGCUCGCAAACGCCCAUCAGGCGAAGAGUAUGCGUGUAGUGGCGGCUAUCGCGCAUAUUUGAACGACAUUUGGACAUCCACAGACGGUCAACACUGGAAGAUGCUCACCCCUCACGCAGAGUUCACUCCUCGUGGUGAACAUUCGAUGGUGGUAUUCAACUCUCUACUGUAUAUUUUCGGUGGUCGUACCGGGGCUUCAAAGACAGAGGAAGGAACAGGACAAGCACAGACAGAGCUAUUGAAUGACAUUUGGGUCAGUGCUACUGGGUCUACCUGGACUCGAGUAACAGAGGCAGCGCCAUGGACACCACGAGCAAAGCAUGUGACUCUAAUGCUGCCAGGCGCUACAGAUCAAACCUCAGGCGAUGACCCAGAUGAUCAACUGAUCUUGAUGUUCGGAGAGGAUGCAGAGCGAACGCUGGAAGAUGUUUGGGUCUGGAAAGGAGGGAACUCCAAUUGGAUCAAAGAUUACUCGUCCGAUACCGCGUUUGUGGAGUAUAUAAGACCCACAAGUGACGUGUCGUAUCUGCGGACAAUGGUGGACACACACGCUCUAGCGCUGGGUGUUGCUGGGGUGAAGACGGUUCAAGACCUUACGAGUCUUUCAUUCGACCAAACAAUAGCUCUACGUGACCUAAUGCCAAUUUGUGACUACAUUGCAUUGGCCAAACUUGUGGUAGAACAAUGUACCAUACAACCGUCAGAGUAUGAAGGGCAAGAGUUUGCUCAUGUCAAGGUGAUCCAAGGAGCCAAUGGCGACGCGGAAGCAGCAGAAACAACUGCUACAACUCAAGACGAGACCAACUGGGACGGCUGUACACACAUUGGCAGUAAGGUGGUAGACACCAGAACUGGUCGUCUCCGGUGGGGUGACGUACUGGGGGUCGAUCAAGUCCAGGUCCUUCGAGACGUGUUUGUUGAUGUGCAAGAGAGUAUUUGCCAAUGGAGACCCAAGCCACGAUCGGGUCAUGCCGGUGUAGUCUUCAAGCGUAAAGUGCUCGUUCUAGGUGGCCUUACAGCGCCAGACUACUACGACAACGACGUCUGGUAUCGGGAUGCUCGUCGACCACGUGCACAGUUCACGUUGUUCCCUACAAGUGGCAGUUCGGACACUGUGUUUAAGUUUGAAAGUGACAAACCUUACUCCGUCUUCGAGUACUUUUUACUCGAUACAGUGGAGCAGCUCGUCGUGCGUAACUGGACGGUAACUCUAGGCGAAGUCGAUUUUGAGAGUUGGCUUGACUCCGGUACUUUUCGGAUGCGUGUCCGUGCUCGAGACCCUGCUGGUAAUGUGGACGAGACGUUCGAGGACGGUCGAAAUGAACACACGUGGGUGUACGAGCGUCCACUACCCUGGGGUCUGAUCAUCGGUCUGUCUUGCGUCGGGUUAGUGCUGCUGAUUGGCUUCUUGAUGGAGUGGCGGAAGCGCCGCAAACGCGCAGCCAUGGAGCGCUACGCCAUGAAACGUAUGCGUCGCAAGCUCAAGAAGAAGAAUGCUGCAGUAACUAUUGCAAAGGAAGGAGAUCCGAAUUGGCGCGAGACGUAUGACAAGGCCAAAGACGGGAAGAAGGGCAAAAAAGGUAAGAACGCGACUGCAAAGACGAAACCCACCACAGCUAAGGACAAGAAGGACAAAACGAAAAGUAAAUCUAAGGAUAAAACGACGGACAAGAAGGUAAAAUCCAAGACGAAAAGCGGGAAAAGUAGCAGGAAGAACAAGACGAAGAAGACUGAGAAAACGAACGACAAAGCGAAAAAAUCAAAGACGGCGGACGCCAAAUCGAAGUCUAAGGACAUAUCAGUGAAGAAGAAGCCGAAAGAUAACACGAAGACAGUCGAGAAGCGGCCCGGUAAAGCAAGCAAGAAAGAGAAAUCUGACAAGAAGAAACACGGCGACAAGAGUAAAAACUCCGAUAAGAAGAAGUCGAAGUAA